This is a messenger RNA of Callorhinchus milii (elephant shark), 1429 nucleotides long. It is a transcript of the gene cfap144, whose product is annotated as family with sequence similarity 183 member A. The transcript has 4 exons. Bases 9 to 431 code for a protein of 140 amino acids. The record is from RefSeq and is a predicted model, not a curated record. Lineage: Eukaryota; Metazoa; Chordata; Chondrichthyes; Chimaeriformes; Callorhinchidae. Gene Ontology annotation, cellular component: ciliary base.
GAAUCGAGAUGACGGGCAAACCUCCGGUGGAGAAGGAACCCGUAGAUAUGGUCCAUCAGAACGCCAUCAGGGUUGAAGCCAUCAAAAAGGAGCUUCGCACUCAGAAGCUCUACACGAGCUUCAACAUCAACCCUCACACCAAGUUUCAUUCCUUGGCAGGAAAACCAAAUUCAAGAUUCAGUGACCUAGAUGGGAAAGAAGACAAACAAUUCAUCAAGUUGAUUGGGCAGAAGCUUUUGGAGCCAAGGAAGAAAUAUACUUACCCACAAACAGAAAGCCAGGAGAUUGGUUGGAUGUCAACUCCACUGAUUUCUUCAGACCGCAGUGAUCGCCGGCUGAAUUUUCAUCGGCACUGUGAUGAGAUUACCAAAUUCAUGGACCUUUAUUGGCGCCAGAAGGAACAAAGCGACGAGAAACCAAGAAAAUCGUAGCAGAUGUUAUCAAUGUGUUUCAAUAUUUGCAUUUUAUGUUUUACUGUUGCGCAUUUUUCCAUUUUAAGAUGAGGUCAACUGUGAGGUUAUGUAACGCCGACAGCCAAAUGCGUAGGAAUAAUGUCUAAGGUAAACAUAGCCAUCCACAUUUGUCAAGCAUGAAAGUAAAUAUUGUGCCGAGCAACUUAAAAAAAAGGAGUUUGUUUUAUUGGCAUGGGUCCGUUACUAUAGCUACCGCUGUUGAGUGAAUGUAACUUGUCGGGGCCAUUGGAUGCAUUAGUUUUGUGUAAGGCAUUGAAAUAUCUUCAAAAGACAUGUUAGUACAUUUACAGAGUGCAACUUUAAACAUUCAUGUGGACAGAAUACUGUUUUUUGAAAAAAAAACUUAUGAGCUUAAAAAAAAUCUAGACCCGCGCUGUGGUCUGAUCGAGACUGCCGUCUCCACAGUCUAUACCUUCAUGGCUUGGCUUGCAGUUUUCUGCACCCCCACCUUCGCUGUCAACACUGUUAAAUGUCCCUUCCUUUCAUCCCCCCUCAUUGCUCCCCAUCAUCUCUUACUCCCACAGGAAAGGAGCCAUGUUGAUCGUAUGUAAAAGAUGCAAUCGCAUCUUGUACGUCUCAGUGCACAUUGCUUUUAUCCAGCUAAGAAUCUUUCCCUCUCUCUCGUCCCCCCCCCCCCCACUCCCAUUUCAUCAGUUAGAUAUACCGUAGCAGUCCUCGAGCAUUCUUUCAACAAAAUUAUUCUAUUUUUGAUUUGGAAAGUUAUCUUUUUUGUGUUUGGUUUGGUUCCCUUCUGCAAAACGAACUAAUCCAGGUUCCUACUGCCAUCAACUCUACCAGUGAUCCCUUUCUGCUAAUAAUUCCAUUCAUUGCUUGAAACAGGCCCUUUUUUUUUGCUGCUGUAAUCCUAUGUCUGGAGGUUAGGAUCUCCUGUUUAACUCGCAUGCCUUUGCCUGUACAUUGUGUUCAUUAUAAAUCUCUCUCUUUGACUGCUGCAA